GCACUGUGGAGCGAGAAGACGGAACUCUCGCUGCUGCCGAAACGUGAUUGAUGGAGCUCGUGCAGACACACCCUUAGCUUUCAGUUUUAAUGACUUUUUAGUUUUUAACUGACAGAGGUGGACAACGAGCGUGUCGGUGAACGUGGGAGGAUCUAUAGGGGAUUGGAUUUUUGGCAGUGAUGGCGAUCCAUGAUUUAACAACCACAGCGGCACAGCUGUAUGACAACUGGAUCAAAGAUGCAGACCCCAGGACAGAAGACUGGCUGCUCAUGUCGUCUCCACUGCCACAAACCAUCAUUAUUGCUUUGUACAUCUACUUUGUGAGGUCACUGGGGCCCAGAUUAAUGGAGAACAGGAAGCCGUUUGAACUGAAGGAGGUCCUCAUCGUCUACAAUUUUAGCGUCGUGGCUUUUUCUCUUUACAUGUGUUACGAGUUUGUCAUGUCAGGUUGGGGAACAGGGUAUUCGUUCCAUUGUGAUCUGGUAGACUACUCUCGGUCACCUCAAGCCACAAGGAUGGCAUGGACUUGCUGGCUCUAUUACUUCUCCAAGUUCAUUGAGCUUUUAGACACUAUUUUCUUUGUGCUGAGGAAAAAACGCAAUCAGGUCACCUUCUUGCACGUCUACCAUCAUUCCAUCAUGCCUUUCACCUGGUGGUUUGGUGUCCGGUUCGCUCCAGGUGGCAUCGGGACGUUUCACGCCCUUCUAAACUGCAUCGUUCAUGUAAUCAUGUACACAUACUAUGGCCUGUCAGCCCUGGGCCCUGCCUACCAGAAGUAUUUAUGGUGGAAAAAGCAUUUGACUUCAGUACAGCUAAUCCAGUUUGUCAUUAUAACCACUCAUAUAUGCCAGUACUUCUUCAUGAAAGACUGCCCUUACCAGUACCCCAUAUUCAUCUACAUCAUCGCUCUCUAUGGCAUCGUCUUCCUUCUCCUCUUCCUCAACUUCUGGUAUCACGCCUACACAAAAGGCAAGAGGCUUCCCAAAGUCUUGCAAAGUUCAAACCUGUCGCAGAACAACAAUGGCAUUUACCGCAAGAAGGAAUAACCGGUGAGACCUGAUCAACGAAUCGGCAGUGACAAUCUUCCUACGACAGGCGUGUGGCUGCAUUUUUAUAUCAGGAAUAUUUAAACGUACACCUUAAAGGUUUAUCUCAACCUUCUGGGCUAGCGUACAACAGUUCUUCCUGUUUUUUACCGUCCACCGGGCAUCUGAGUUGAAGUGGGUCAUUGCCCUAAGAGCUGUUUGCAUUGCCACUCCUUUCUCUCACUUGUUUUCUGCAUAAUGGUGUGUUUCUAGUUCCUCUUUAAUGAGAUAUGAAUGAGACACAAACCUUCUGGAUCCUCCCUCACGGCAGUCACAUUGUUUUAUUGACGUUUUAGCUAUAAUUUUUGUAUAUUUAGCUCUUUACGUCUCUAUUUUUGCCCACAUCAGCUUAAUAACUUGGAGAUUUAAGCUCCCACAACUCAAAUCUGUUCUUUCCCUACUAAGAAUGCUCUGCCAUGUACAGGAGGUGCUAUUGUCUGUAAUAUAUUGUGGGUUUCACCCGCUACAUGUGACAUUUGAGUUCAGAGUGAAUGAUAGAUAUGCCAUUACUGUCCUUGAAGGAACCGAUGCAUGAAAAUUGCUCUUUUGGUGAAACAGGACAGGAAUUGUGACGCUCUGCUACUAUGUCUGUAAUAUGUUUAUUUUUCAUAUGCGUUGUCAUGAAUGUUUCAGGCUGUUUGGCCUGGACAGGAGCCCAUGCUAUUUUUGUAUUAAGAAACGGAGUAUGUUAAUUGAUAGUUUUAAAUAUUUAUGUAAAAAAUAAAUGAGGCAUUCCAUUA
Triplophysa dalaica is the source of this 1825-nucleotide messenger RNA. It is a transcript of the gene elovl7a, whose product is annotated as ELOVL fatty acid elongase 7a. The transcript is spliced from 8 exons. Bases 180 to 1046 code for a protein of 288 amino acids. Gene Ontology annotation, biological process: sphingolipid biosynthetic process; fatty acid elongation, saturated fatty acid; fatty acid elongation, monounsaturated fatty acid. Gene Ontology annotation, molecular function: fatty acid elongase activity. Gene Ontology annotation, cellular component: endoplasmic reticulum membrane; endoplasmic reticulum. The record is from RefSeq and is a predicted model, not a curated record. Lineage: Eukaryota; Metazoa; Chordata; Actinopteri; Cypriniformes; Nemacheilidae.